GUCCUGAUCCCCACCACCAUGCGAGUGCUUUCAGCAUCCAUGACAAGAGACAGUUCAGAUCCAACAUGUCUGAAAGCAACAAGAUGGAUAUAGACAAACAGGAAGAGAAGGAAGAAGUGAAGGAAGAACCACAAAAUAAACAAGAUACGGAAGAAAAAGAAAAGAAGAUUCCAGAAGAAAAAGAAAAGAAGGAGGUUAAGGCGGAGGACACGAAGGUUUCCUUGUCGCAACUGAAAAAAAUGGUAAAAAGCCUGAUGUAUGGAGGACGUCACGGCGGCCGCUGCGGAGGCAGAGGUGGUCGAUGGGGCGGCCGUCGUGGCGGAAGAGGAGGACGCCGGGGCGGUAGAAGAGGCGGCGGGCGUCAAGUUAUCUUCAAUAUAUAUUAAAGUUUUGUUUAAA
Messenger RNA from Osmia bicornis bicornis, 399 nucleotides. Its product is annotated as protein nemuri-like. Lineage: Eukaryota; Metazoa; Arthropoda; Insecta; Hymenoptera; Megachilidae. The record is from RefSeq and is a predicted model, not a curated record. The transcript is spliced from 3 exons. The coding region runs from base 66 to 386 and encodes 106 amino acids.